UGAAAAAAGCAUAACACCGGCAGGAAAAAUUGUUAACAUUUCACAGAAAUAAAUGGAGUUAUUGAAGUUUUAAAGAGAUAAUGAGUGACAUUGCAGCAAAUCAGUCUCGCAUGAUGAACCCUGGAGCUGCUCCCCCCACCUCUGGGUCUGGUAGUCUGAUGGCCGGUUCUUCCAUGUCACAAGCUGAAAGAGAGAAGGUUUAUCAGUGGAUCGGGGAGCUAACGAGCCCUGACACACGAGAGAACGCUCUCCAGGAACUCAGCAAAAAGAGGGAGGUUGUGCCCGACCUGGCUCCGAUGUUAUGGCACAGUUUUGGGACAGUGGCCGCCCUGUUGCAGGAAAUAGUGCAUGUGUACCCUGCAAUAACGCCGCCACAUCUAACGGCACACCAGUCCAAUAGAGUGUGUAAUGCUCUGGCCCUCCUGCAGUGUGUGGCGUCACAUCCUGAGACACGCUCAGCCUUCCUCACUGCCAACAUACCACUGUUUCUGUACCCCUUUUUACACACGGUGAGCAAGACGAGGCCGUUUGAGUAUCUGCGUCUUACUAGUCUUGGAGUUAUAGGAGCACUUGUCAAGACAGACGAACAAGAAGUGAUCAACUUCCUGCUUACCACAGAGAUUAUUCCACUGUGCCUACGAAUCAUGGAGUCAGGGAGUGAGCUUUCAAAGACAGUGGCGACCUUCAUUCUCCAGAAGAUUCUCCUGGAUGAAACAGGACUGUCGUAUAUCUGUCAGACCUAUGAGCGAUUCUCCCAUGUAGCCAUGAUUUUGGGCAAAAUGGUGCUGCAUUUGUCCCGUGAGCCAUCGGCAAGAUUGCUUAAGCAUGUUGUGCGAUGUUACCUUCGUCUGUCAGAUAAUCCCAGAGCUCGUGAAGCCUUGCGCCAGUGCUUGCCAGAUCAGCUGAAGGACAGCACAUUUGUCAACUGUCUCAAGGAUGAUAACUCCACGAAGCGCUGGCUCGCCCAGCUCCAGCAGAACCUAGAAACUCCGGGUGUGCCUGACCCACGAAACCCUGGCAUGCCACUACAUCAACAGUGAGGGGAGAAUGAGAGGGGGAAUUAGGGCUUACAGAAAGUGUGGGGAAAGGAGGGGAAGGGGGAUAAGAGAGGGUAUUGGGCCCCCAAGGAUAUGUAUGGGAAAGAGGGGGGAAAAUAAGUGAGAACUUAAAGGGUAUGCCUGACCCAUGAAGCACUAGAAUGCCACUGCAAGCAGUGACAAGGAUAAUAAAGGCAUGAGGGGGGUUAAAAGCAAAUUUGGGGGGCAGAGGGGAGGGGGGAUAGGAGAUAGGGUAUUGGGGUGUGCCCUAGGGUAUUGAGGGGAAAAGGAGAAAACAGUGUGGGUACAUAAUGGGUAUGGCCUACCUAUGAAAUCCAGGCAGGGGAAGAUUGUUUGCCCAAAGUAAAAGGUGUGUAUUGGAAGGAUGAACGGGUGUUGGAAUAGUGAGGUUGUGUUCCACUCGUGAAUCAGGGCUUGCUCCUGCAUCAACAGUAAAAAAAAAAUGCAAAAAAGAUGUUUGAGUGGAGAAAUGUUUUUCAGGAUAAAUAUAAAAUCCUUGCAAACUGUGUGGCAAGGGAGAGAAACACUGCAAGAAUUCAGAAAGUUUCAAAUACAUGAAUUCCCACCUCACAGCCCCCCUCUGGAUUGCAACCUUCUCAAGCAAUAUAGGAAAAUGAAUUGAACAAAUUCUUAUAAAAUGAUCUUAGGUUGACAUUCAUUGUCAAAAUAAUUGGCUUCUGUUGAAAACUGUUUAAUUAUGCAAGUGAUAUAAUGAAAUUCUGUUUGUGUGUGUUUGAGAUGGUAUGAAUAUUGACAAUAAGUUAUUCCAAUGCUGUAAUUUAUGUGUUGUCAAUAAAUGUUUUAAUGUCGA
Mya arenaria is the source of this 1869-nucleotide messenger RNA. RefSeq names its product CCR4-NOT transcription complex subunit 9-like. Bases 81 to 1040 code for a protein of 319 amino acids. The transcript has 9 exons. Gene Ontology annotation, cellular component: CCR4-NOT core complex; CCR4-NOT complex; P-body. Gene Ontology annotation, biological process: negative regulation of translation; mRNA catabolic process. The record is from RefSeq and is a predicted model, not a curated record. NCBI's taxonomy places the organism in Eukaryota, Metazoa, Mollusca, Bivalvia, Myida, Myidae.